UACAUAUGGUAAUUCCAUUCUAGAAGGGUCUGUGCUCAUCAGAGGUUAAACACUUUAUUCUGAGAGGAGUAACCUCAGGCAGCAGGGAAGAGGCUUCUCUUCAGGGAUCGGCCAACUUCUCUUCAAGAGUCUCAGAGUAUCUCCAGAGUAUAUUAAGAAUAUUGAAGAGGCACCGUCGAGACAUGCCCUCCCCAAGAGCUCCGUCGGAAGGCCUUGGGAGAUCUACCCUCCUUAGAAAAGGGGGCAAGACAGAGUGGCCUUUCUCCAAGCUGUGCAAAGUCUUGGAUCCAACUCUGUUCCAAGUGACUUUGAUUGCUGUUCUGUUGGCUCCUGUUCUUGGUGACUGUGAGCCUCCACCCGUUUUACCUUUUGCGUCUCCAACAAAUCUGCUCUAUGAUACAACCUUCAAAACUGGAACUACUCUGAAAUACAACUGUCUUCCUGGCUACAAGAAAAUAAAUUCAACUUGGAUUAUCUGUACUGCUAAUGGUGACUGGAGCUACAAUAUCUUUUGUACCAGAAAACAAUGCAAACACCCAGGAGAGUUACCCAAUGGGAAAGUGGAAGUUAAAGAUCUUUAUUUGGGUUCAGAGAUAGAAUUCAGAUGUUUCAGAGGAUAUACCUUAACUGGCUCAAUAACUAGUCGGUGUGAAGUCAGUGGUAAAGGAGUUGGCUGGAGUAAUCACCGUCCAGAAUGUGUAAUUAUCAAGUGUGAGUUGCCGCCUGCAAUCAGCAAUGGGAGACACAAUGGAAAUGAGCUCGUCUACACAUUCGGCUCUUCUGUCACUUACAGCUGUGACCCCCACUACUCACUCAUAGGCCAGGCUUCCAUUUCGUGUACAGUGGAGAACAGCAACACAACAGGUUUUUGGAGCCCAAACCCUCCUACUUGCAAAAAAAUUGCGUGUGAUCAGCCACAGAUUAUAAAUGCAGUUUUUGAGUUUGAGCCUGCAUCCCUGAAUAAUUUUAAGGACACCAUUGUCAUUAAAUGCAAGAAAGGUUACAUAAUCAGAGGCAGCAGUAAAAUGCAUUGUGAAGAAAAUAAUGAGUGGUACCCUUCUGCUCCUACCUGUGAACUCAAUAGUUGUCUUGAUUUACCAGAAGUUCCUUUCGCUUCCUGGGAGAAAGCUGGCUUAAAUCCAAGAGCUGAGGAAGCAUUUGAAGUUGGAACUGAGUUGAAAUAUAAGUGCAACCCUGGCUAUAGACCUGCUCCAACUGACUCUCUGACUGUGAAGUGUCAGGAAAACUUUUCAUGGUCAACUUCCAAAGGGUGUGAAAGAGUUUGCUGCCCAACACCAGAUAUGGAGAACAUCAUCGUCAUAAGUGACAGGAGAGAUAUUACUGGGAUAUGUGUCUAUGCCUAUGGCGACUAUGUAUCAUUUACGUGUGAUAAAGGCUACUACCCUCUUUCUACUGAUGGAAGGAGUUCCUGCCAGGCAGAUGGCACAUGGAAGCCUAAAAUGCCGACAUGUGAACCUGUUAUGUGUAUGAAACCAGACAUUAUAAAUGGAGUACUGUCUGUGGACAAGGAACAGUAUGCUGAAUUUGAAAACAUCACCAUCCAGUGUGACUUUGGCUAUGCAGUUGUUGGUCCUCCAAACAUCAUUUGCUUAGAGAACAGAACAUGGUACCCACAGUUGCCCAAGUGUGUGUGGGCAAUGGCUGAAGAAUGUGAGCAUGUGGUGAUAGGCAGAAAACUCCUGCAGUGUCUCGCCACCCCGGAGGAUGUGACAAUGGCCCUGAACGUGUAUAAACUGUUUCUGGAGAUUAAGCGACUGGAACAACAGACCAUGCAAAGACCAAGAUUUUCUAAGAGAAAGAAAAUUAAGGGACAAAUUUUGCCCAUAAAUUAAUAUAUAGAAUCUCUGCCUGGCAAA
This is a messenger RNA of Ochotona princeps (American pika), 1877 nucleotides long. Its product is annotated as zona pellucida sperm-binding protein 3 receptor. Bases 183 to 1853 code for a protein of 556 amino acids. Lineage: Eukaryota; Metazoa; Chordata; Mammalia; Lagomorpha; Ochotonidae. The transcript has 11 exons. The record is from RefSeq and is a predicted model, not a curated record.